Molecule: messenger RNA, 2951 nt
Organism: Equus caballus (horse)
Lineage: Eukaryota; Metazoa; Chordata; Mammalia; Perissodactyla; Equidae
Source: RefSeq, a predicted model, not a curated record
GGGCUGCUCCUUAAAGGAGCCGUGAGAGGGUGCCCAGCGGCCCCUAGGCUUCUCCCCUUCUCCAGGGCGAGAAGGGGCUAGGGUGCAGAGGCACUGCUGCUGGAGUUCUUGGUGGAGUGUGGGAAGGCAGCCGAGUGUUUUGUGGCAUCGCGGACCUCACUGGCCCAGAAGAGGGAGCGAUCCCGGGGCAGAGUCCAGGGCGGCUCAAGGCUCCUCCGCACACGCCCGCUGAACCCUGAGCACCCUGAGCCGCUGGGAUGGGGCGGGCUGAGGCCGCCGCCAUGAUCCCGAGCCUGGCUCUGCUCUGGGCAGCAGUACUGGGGGGUGCCACCCCCAGCCCCCCACGCCUUCGGCUCUCCUUCCAAGAGCUCCAGGCCCGGCAUGGUCUCCAGACCUUCAGGCUGGAGAGGACCUGCUGCUAUGAAGCUUUGCUGGUGGAUGAGGAGCGUGGACGCCUGUUCGUGGGUGCCGAGAACCAUGUGGCCUCCCUCAGCCUGGACAACAUCAGCAAGCGGGUCAAGAAGCUCGCCUGGCCGGCCCCUGUGGAAUGGCGAGAGGAGUGCAACUGGGCGGGGAAGGACAUUGGUACUGAGUGCAUGAACUUCGUGAAGCUGCUGCAUGCGUACAACCGCACCCACCUGCUGGCCUGUGGCACAGGGGCCUUCCACCCAACCUGUGGGUUUGUGGAGGUGGGCCACCGGCUGGAGGAGCCCAUGCUCCGGCUGGACCAUCGAAGGCUUGAGGAUGGCAAGGGCAAGAGUCCUUACGACCCCAGGCAUCGGGCUGCCUCCGUGCUGGUGGGGGAAGAGCUGUACUCAGGGGUGGCUGCAGACCUCAUGGGACGGGACUUUACCAUCUUCCGCAGCCUGGGUCAGCGUCCGAGUCUCCGAACAGAGCCACACGACUCCCGCUGGCUCAACGAGCCCAAGUUCGUCAAGGUGUUUUGGAUCCCGGAGAGUGAAAACCCAGAUGAUGACAAGAUCUACUUCUUCUUCCGUGAGUUGGCAGUGGAGGCCACGCCGGCACUAGGACGCCUGUCUGUUUCCCGUGUUGGCCAGAUCUGCAGGAAUGACGUGGGUGGCCAGCGCAGCCUGGUCAACAAGUGGACAACGUUCCUGAAGGCACGGCUGGUGUGCUCAGUGCCUGGUGUUGAGGGUGACACGCACUUCGACCAGCUCCAGGACGUGUUCCUGCUGUCCUCACGGGACCGCUGGACCCCGCUGCUCUAUGCUGUCUUCUCCACUUCCAGCGGCAUCUUCCAGGGCUCCGCAGUGUGCAUGUACAGCAUGAAUGAUGUGCGCCGGGCCUUCCUGGGACCCUUUGCACACAAGGAGGGGCCCAUGCACCAGUGGGUGUCCUACCAGGGCCGUGUCCCCUACCCCCGGCCUGGCAUGUGCCCCAGCAAGACCUUUGGCACCUUCAGUUCCACCAAGGACUUUCCUGAUGACGUCAUCAAGUUUGCCCGGAACCACCCCCUCAUGUACAAUUCAGUCCUGCCCAUGGGGGGACGCCCUCUCUUCCUACAAGUGGGUGCCGGGUAUACCUUCACCCAGAUCACUGCGGACCGUGUAGCUGCUGCUGACGGACAUUAUGACGUCCUCUUCAUUGGCACAGACGCUGGCACAGUGCUGAAGGUGAUCUCAGUCCCCAAAGGCGGCUGGCCUAACGCCGAGGGGCUGCUCCUGGAGGAGCUACACGUGUUUGAGGACUCAGCGGCUGUCACCAGCAUGCAAAUCUCCUCCAAGAGGCACCAGCUGUACAUAGCCUCGCGGAGCGCGGUGGCCCAGAUCCCGUUGCACCGCUGUGCUGCCCACGGCCACGCCUGCGCCGAAUGCUGCCUGGCGCGUGACCCCUACUGCGCCUGGGACGGGGCUGCGUGCACGCGCUUUCAGCCCAGUGGCAAAAGGCGGUUCCGGCGGCAAGAUGUAAGGAAUGGGGAUCCCAGCACGCUAUGCUCGGGGGACUCGUCCCAUCCCACACUGCUGGAGCAGAAGGUGUUCGGUGUGGAGGGCGGCAGUGCCUUCCUGGAGUGUGAGCCCCGCUCACUGCAGGCGCGCGUGGAGUGGACCUUCCAGCGCCCAGGGGAGGCGGCCAGCACCCAGGUGCCUGCAGAGGAGCGUGCCGAGCGCACUACGCGAGGGCUGCUGCUGCGCGGCCUGCGGCGCGGGGACUCAGGCAUGUACCUGUGCGCAGCAGUGGAGCAGGGCUUCUCGCAGCCGCUGCGUCGCCUGGCGCUGCACGUGCUGAGUGCUGCGCAGGCCGAAAGGCUGGCCCGGACGGAGGAUGCUGCGCCCGUCGCGCCGCUGGGCCCCAAGCUCUGGUACCGGGACUUCCUGCAGCUGGUGGAGCCAGGCGGCGGUGGCGCGAGCUCCCUGCGAAUGUGUCGUCCACAGCCCGGGCCGCGCCCGCCGCCUCCCGAGUUGCGGAAGAAGGGCCGCAACCGGCGGACGCAUGCCACAGAGACCCGCUCUGAGCGGGGUCCGCGCAGCGCAGCGCACUAGUGACUCGGCCGUCCCCACGCCGGGGACUGGGGAGGUGACGACAGGUGGGAGAGAGGGGGCGGACAGAUCCUGGGACACGGACAGUUAGGGGCCGGGCACACUGCCGUCUCCGGCCUACGGAGACACCGACUGACAGGCCCUGGCCGAGGGGCAGCCGCACUGGCUUAUUUAUUAACAGAAAAUAACCCUUGAAUGUAGCCCCGGGAGGGGUGGCCCAGGCCGGGCACAGGGUGCAGCUGGUGCCUGGCAUGGAGGAGGCAGAGAAGCAAGGCUCCAGAGCCACGACCUGGGCAGGGGAGGUGCCCCCGAGUGCCCACCCUGGGGGAAGGAUCUCCUCCUUGGGCAAUGAGUAGAAAGCUGUGAACAGGCUGGGCUGGCGGGGGUGGGGCAGGCCGACUGUACUAAUGCAAUAAACACAUUAUCAGCUGAAGCUGGAAUGGCUCUAGCAGA